Molecule: messenger RNA, 702 nt
Organism: Rotaria sordida
Lineage: Eukaryota; Metazoa; Rotifera; Eurotatoria; Philodinida; Philodinidae
Source: the annotation of a GenBank genome assembly
AUGACAUCUUUAUAUACAAAUCGUCAAUUAAUAUUUGCUGAUGAUAAUAAUGAUAAAAAAUCAAUAUCUGUUAAUAUAUUAGAGACAUUUGAUACAUCUUCAUCAUAUGGUCUUUAUCUUUGGCCAUGUUCACCUAUACUUGCUCAAUAUAUUUGGUAUAAUCGAAAUGAUUUUCUAGGCAAAAAUAUUCUAGAGAUUGGCGCAGGAACAUCAUUACCUGGUUUAGUUGCAGCUAAAAUUGGUGCUCCAAAUAUAAUCUUAUGUGAUAAUCCUAAAGUUGAUAAAUGGUUAUCAUUAAUACAUGAAACAAUACAAUUAAAUAGUAUGAUAGCUGAUCGUAUUCAUAUUGAAUAUCUUGAUUGGUAUAAUGAAAAAAGUAUUGAUGAACUUAUUAAAAAAUAUUUUCCAUCAAAUAUUGAUAUUAUACUUGGUUCAGAUAUAUUCUUUCAUAAAAAAGAUUUUGAAACAAUAAUUGCUUUGCUUGAUAAAUUUUUUACAUAUGGACAUUCAUCUUUAAAAUUUCUUGGAACUAUAGAACAACGAAGUCGAAGUACAAUGUUGAAAUUGAAUCAUCUUAUUGAUAUAUGGAAUAUGAAGCUAGAUAUUAUACCAUUGAAUGAUUUCAAUGGAGAUACAAUUUACCCAAAUAUUAUUGCUGGUCAUGACAUUCUUCUUUUUUCUAUUGUAAAAAAAACCAUAUAA